Raphanus sativus (radish) is the source of this 2214-nucleotide messenger RNA. RefSeq lists its product as uncharacterized. The transcript is spliced from 4 exons. Lineage: Eukaryota; Viridiplantae; Streptophyta; Magnoliopsida; Brassicales; Brassicaceae. The record is from RefSeq and is a predicted model, not a curated record. Bases 1 to 2214 code for a protein of 737 amino acids.
AUGGACCCUCCGAAAGAAGGUUCCGGCGAGACCGGAAUCUCUGCCCCCGGGAAGCGUUUAAUGAAGGUUAAGCAAGAGAUUGGUGAGAAAAUGAAAAGAGACAAGAAGGAAGUCAAGGACUCAAUCGCGGGAAGGGUCUCCAAGCGGGUGAAGAAGAAGGAAGUUUCUGGCGGGAGCACCUCUCCGGGCCCUCACUCGCCUUCCUCACUAAAGAUUCAGGAGGUCGUUAACCUCAUGGUUCAAGCUCAUGGCCAAAAGGAGUUGGCCAGGGUUUGUUCCUCCGACGAAACUCCCGAAACAGCCCCGGAAGGUUGGUUUUGCAUUCACGAGAAGUAUAUCUCUAAAUGCCACCUCCGGUUUCCGCUUCCGGAUCUCCUGUUAGACCUUCUUGAUCAUUAUCAACUAGCCCUCUCUCAACUCUGUCCCUCGGUGAUCCGAGUGAUAAAUGGUUUCAUUACCAGAGCUAAGGAGGAAGGAGUCGCCGUUGGACUGACCGAACUGAUGAGCCUCUACACGAUCAAGGAGAGCUCUAGUAAGGACGGUGGCAGUGGUACCUACUACCUUCCUUGCCGUCCUAGGCUUGGACUUUUUAAAUCCUCUGGUAGUGAUGAUGACUGGAGGAAAAAAUACUUUUAUGUCAAGAUUGAUCCCUCCACAGUCCCUUUGGGUCGUGCUCUCUCGGUUAUUUGGUCCGAUAUAUCUGAUAUCGAGGAUCCUCCUAAGCUUUCUGACAAGCUGUCUAGAGCUCUCUUUCGAAAGUUGCAUCAGAGUCCCAAUACUUGGGCGUCUUUCACCGUCUCUCUUUCUGAAGGUCCUUUCGUGGUAGAUCUUUCGACUGGAGCUAGUACUUCCGAAACCGAAAUGACUCAAGCUCCAAAGAUGAGGCCUUCUUUCCGUUCCCGGAAUAAACCUGCUGCAGCUGCCAGUGCUUCGCGAUGCAGCGAUAAGACCCAAAGAGGAGCCUUCCUUAGCUCGCUGAAAGAGGUCCUUGAUGAUGGGUCCUCUGUUCCUGCUAAGGAUGUUAGUCCAGUUGAGCCUAGAACUCAAGAUAUUGUUCCUGGUGUUGAGGUUCCAACAGCUGAAGCUAACCCUCAAGCUGCUAGAGGCCCUCUUGAGGUCGAACCUCCGAGAAACAAGAGGUCUCGGACCGAUUUGGGAGAUAGACCCGCCAGAUCUUCCUCCUCGUCUUCACGGGGAGGGACCGUGGGUUGGAACUUCUCCCAUUCUAAGCCGGGAUCGAUAUUGGAUGACCCUUGGGGUUUGGCAACCAUCAUGAGGCAUAUGAAGAUGGUGGGGUGCUCCAUGCCUUCAAUCAAUGGUAUGACCAACAAAGAAGAGUACGUUGGGAUAGCUCACCACGUGGGUCAACUAGCUGGAGCCAUCAACAGGGCUCAGCUGAGGUUCGAAGAGACCGUACAUGGUGCUCCUAGCGCUGGUGACUUAGCUCAGGCCACUGAGUUGUUCAAGACUACCAAGAUGGAGCUUGACCUGGCUCGUGCUCGAGUUUCUGAGCUUGAAGCUGAGGUCGGGAGGCUCGGUUCGAAGGCUGAUACUCAGCAAGGGAAGAUCGAAAGUCAGGCUAUCGAUAUUCGGGUGAAGAAUUGGAAGAUCAAUGAGUUAGAUGCUGCUCGCAGGAUAGCUGAGCAUCAGGUUCAAGAGUUGAUCGUCUCAUCUCAGGUUAGCCAACAGAACAAAGAGGCUGAAGUUAAGCUAGCUGUCAGGAAAGGUAAGAAGGAGGUGGCUGAAGCCUACAACAAGAUCCUGAUCUCCGUGAAGGAGAAGUUUGUCAAGAAGAAGGAAGAGACCGAUGCUCUGAUCUAUGCUCAGGAGCUUCAGGCAAACACCGAGCUUCUGAAGGAUCUAUUGUCUAAGGAAAUUGAGAACGCUGAAGAGGAGUAUCAUCGUUUGAUGGUUUUGAUCCCGGAUGCUGGUGCUGCAUGUGAGAAAGCUCAAGUUUCUGAUUUCUCAGUUAGCAAGCUCCCCAUUCCUCAAUUCUCCGAGAGCUCAGGUACUUUUGAGAUCAAUAUGUUUAAUCCGACGUUUCCUGGGGAAUAUGGUUCUAACUUGGGUUCGGUAUCUCCUGAUUUAGUUCCAGUUGAGACAACCCCGGGAGGUGUCGAGCAGGAUGUUGAAGUAGAGGUUCCUGUCAAGGGGAAUGACCCUAUCGAGGAGGAUAAGGAUGAUGAAGCUGAUCCUGGAUCCAAAGAAGGUUAA